Messenger RNA from Vespa velutina, 975 nucleotides. RefSeq names its product biogenesis of lysosome-related organelles complex 1 subunit 4 (gene Blos4). Lineage: Eukaryota; Metazoa; Arthropoda; Insecta; Hymenoptera; Vespidae. The transcript has 5 exons. Gene Ontology annotation, cellular component: BLOC-1 complex. Bases 376 to 765 code for a protein of 129 amino acids. The record is from RefSeq and is a predicted model, not a curated record.
UUUUCUCUUGAGUAUGCCAAGAACCUCUUCUUUUGCCAGUUCCAUCACUACCUCCGUUACUACUGUUCGCUUGUUCGAGACUUCUUUCAAGAUUGGCAAUGUUCUGUUCAAUAUCGAUCAACAUCUGUUGCUCGUCUUCCAUCACUUCUGAUAUCGCAUAAGAGCUGCUACUUCCAUCAGAUUACCACAAAAAUACAAUGUAAUUAUAAAAGGAAGAUGUAUGGUAUUAUGAGUACCAGAAGAGAAGUGUAGAAAGGCAUAUUAAAAAAAAAACACACAGGACUGUUAUAAAGUGAAAGGGAGAAAUGUUGUUGAAACGUUCGGAAUGCCGUUUCGAAAGCACCUAAAAUCACUUAAGAGGAAAAACGAGAAAAGAUGAAACAAUUUCAUGAAACAAUCGAAGAUGUUAUGAUACGUUUAGAAGAAUUUCAAUCAAUUGUUGCAAUGGUUCAAGCUGAAAGUUCAGAAUGUAUGAAUGAACACAUUCCAAGGAUACGACAUAUGCAAAAAGAAUUAGUAACACUUUGUAGGAAAAUAGAUGCACUUGAACACGUCCUUAUAGCAGCUAAUGUAAGUUUGACAGCAUUAGAAACAGCUGUUGACACUGCGGAAGCUGAAUUGGGUGUUACGGAUAGAUUUUUUGGUAUUCUUAAUCCAUUAUCUUUUUUUAAAAAGAAUCAAGAAUCUGUGAUAGGGAACAAACAACAGCAAACAUUUGAACCUCCAACAAUUUACAGAACAGAAGAUUAUUUCAAUGCGGAGUAAAUUAAUGUCUUCCAUGACCGAGUGAUUCUAAAUUUAAACUUUUUUAAAAAGCAAUUGGAAAAAUUGACUUGCUAUAAUAUGAACUUUAGAUUUAAACAUUUUUUUUUAGAAUAUAUAUGAUUUACAAUUAAAAUUCCAUGGCCAAAAUUUUUAUAUUUAUACUUUUAUGUUUUUUCUUAUACAUUUCCUAUAGCAAAACUAUAAAAUGUA